GCUGUCUACUACCUCUAUCCUCUUUUCUAAACCUUCCGAUAUCGUAAAAAUGGCCCCCGUACUCAACGCCGCUGCCACCCUGGCCCUCGCCGGGUCGUGCUCCGCCUUCGUGGCGCCGAGCGCGUUCAAGGGCGCCGCCGUGACCUCCAAGGCCUCGGCAUCCUCCACCAAGCUGUCGAUGGCGGUCGACACCGGAAUCAACGGCUUUGGCCGCAUCGGCCGCCUCGUGGCGCGCUCCAUGGUGAAGAACCCGGAGACCAACCUCAAGCUGAUCAACACCGGCGCUGCCCCGGAGUACAUGGCGUACCAGUUCAAGUACGACACCGUGCACGGAAAGUACGACGGCACCGUGGAGGUUGACGGCAUGGACCUCAUCCUCGACGGCCAGCGCGUGCCCACCUCGCACACCCGCAACCCGGAGGAGAUCCCCUUCACCUCCACCGGCGCGGAGUACGUCUGCGAGUCCACUGGCGCCUUCCUCACCGAGGAGAAGGUGCAGCCCCACCUCAAGGCCGGCGCCAAGAAGAUCGUCUUCUCCGCGCCCGCCAAGGACGACUCGCACACCAUCGUGAUGGGCGUGAACGCCGAGACGUACGACCCCAGCAUGGACCUCGUGUCGUGCGCGUCGUGCACCACCAACGGGCUCGCCCCCACCGUCAAGGUGAUCAACGACAACUUCGGCAUCAAGGAGGCCCUCAUGACCACCGUGCACGCCAUGACCGCCACCCAGAUGGUCGUGGACGGCACCUCCAAGAAGGACUGGCGCGGGGGCCGCACCGCGUCGGCCAACAUCAUCCCCUCGUCGACCGGAGCCGCCAAGGCCGUGACCAAGGUGAUCCCGUCGCUCCAGGGCAAGCUCACCGGCAUGGCCUUCCGCGUGCCCACCCCCAACGUCUCCGUCGUUGACCUGACCUGCACCCUCGACAAGGCCACCUCGUACGAGGAGAUCUGCGCCGCCAUCAAGGAGGCGUCCGAAUCCGGCCCGAUGAAGGGCGUCAUCGGCUACACCGAGGAGCCGCUCGUGUCGACCGACUUCAUCUCCGACUCGCGCUCGUCGAUCUUCGACGCGGGAGCAGGAAUCAUGCUCAACCCCAACUUCGUGAAGUGCGUGGCGUGGUACGACAACGAGUGGGGCUACUCCCAGAGGGUGAUGGACCUCAUGGUCCACAUGGCGACGGUCGACGCCAAGGCCGGCGUCAAGGCUUAAGUCGAUUUCCGAAACUUUCACUAGCUCUUUCGUGUUUUAUAGUUUUGGGGGUCACAGCAGUCUUGUGGUGUGUGGGAGGCAAGAGAGCGCGAUGGUUGCUGCGAAGUCGUGUUUGUUUGAAAGUCGCGCACGGCAGGUUUCAACUAGAAUUGUUUCUUGGCGUUGGUGAACCAGCACCAUCACGAACCCAAGUCGAAAUGGUCAGCCAAAGCCUUUCGCAACGCGUGGGGGCAUUUCCUUGACCGCGAAGGAGCAGCAUACGGUUUUAUAGGUUUUAUAGAAACGAGUCAAUGCCGGCACGGCAUUCUUGGUUUCGAUUUUGGCUUGCGUCUCUGCGUGUUUUCUGCUUGGUUGGUUGAUAACCCUUCGGUGCCAGGGAGGGUGCUCGUCCGUUACUCUGGUUUUGUGUGGUUGUCGGCACAUGCCACGAUGUCUUGGAAUUUUGAGUUGUUGAGAAAUGAGCAGUGCCCUGUGGGCGCGCGCUGGCUACGCCUCGCGUUGAUUCCUACCUGCACACAACUGAUGUCGGUCAUAGAGAAGACAGUAUCAUCAAAUAGAGAUAAAUCGAGGAUAUUGGACACACACAACACCAGCCUUUCCAGGAAUUUUUCACGGGCCCGCAGUGUACAAGUCGGACCCGUUCACUGCCCUGUAGUAUGCAUACGUGCGAGAGCGUAACCCAGGCCUACCCACUGCACACCGGCCAAGCUCCUUGGUGUGUGGAAUAGGGUUUAUUAUUUGGCCUAGCGCCGUGUUGUAAGACUUUCGAAACCUGCUAUGCGUAUAGAGAAAUAGAGUCGUUUUGUGACG
Ectocarpus siliculosus is the source of this 2017-nucleotide messenger RNA. The record is from the annotation of a GenBank genome assembly. NCBI's taxonomy places the organism in Eukaryota, Phaeophyceae, Ectocarpales, Ectocarpaceae.